Penicilliopsis zonata CBS 506.65 is the source of this 1974-nucleotide messenger RNA. RefSeq lists its product as hypothetical. The coding region runs from base 243 to 1628 and encodes 461 amino acids. The record is from RefSeq and is a predicted model, not a curated record. Gene Ontology annotation, cellular component: mitochondrion. Lineage: Eukaryota; Fungi; Ascomycota; Eurotiomycetes; Eurotiales; Aspergillaceae. The transcript has 5 exons. Gene Ontology annotation, molecular function: homocitrate synthase activity.
UUAAACUCCGCCUGGUCUGCCGAGCGAUGACUCCUCCCUCCUCUGAUUCAAAUUAUUAACAAGCUCUAUCACAUAAAUACCUCCGUCCAGGUCACCGGUAGACUCUUUCUGUCUUCAUACUUGGCUUGUCUUCCGCUUUCCUACCCCUAGGCUUACAUCUUUUGCCUGCAAAGAUCCUCCGCCAGUGGUCUCCCCACAGAGAUAUACAGUCCAUACAACAUACCCCGCUCUCCCUUCACGAAAUGUGUCCCGGCGCAGACAACGAGCCCAGCCGGCCGGUCAACGGCACUGCUGAUCAGAAUGGCGACCAUCCCGGUUUCACUGCCGUCCAGACUCGCCAGAACCCUCACCCUUCCUCUCGCAACCCUUACGGCCAUAACGUCGGCGUCACCGACUUCCUGAGCAAUGUCUCGCGGUUUAAGAUUAUCGAAAGUACCCUGCGUGAGGGCGAGCAGUUCGCCAACGCCUUUUUUGACACCGAGAAGAAGAUUGAGAUCGCCAAGGCCCUGGACGACUUUGGUGUCGACUAUAUCGAACUGACUAGCCCCUGUGCUUCUGAGCAGUCGAGGCUUGACUGUGAAGCUAUCUGCAAGCUCGGCCUCAAGGCUAAGAUCCUUACUCACAUCCGAUGCCACAUGGACGAUGCCAGAAUCGCCGUCGAGACUGGUGUUGACGGAGUUGACGUUGUCAUCGGAACUUCUUCGUACCUUCGUGAACACUCACACGGCAAGGACAUGACGUAUAUCAAGAACACCGCUAUUGAAGUUAUCAACUUCGUCAAGUCCAAGGGCAUUGAAAUCCGAUUCUCCAGCGAGGAUUCCUUCCGAUCCGAUCUCGUGGAUCUGCUGUCCAUCUACUCUGCCGUUGACCAGGUUGGUGUCAACCGUGUCGGUAUUGCCGACACUGUCGGCUGUGCCUCUCCCCGCCAAGUCUACGAGCUGGUUCGUGUCCUGAGGGGUGUGGUUGGAUGUGAUAUUGAGACUCACUUCCACAACGAUACUGGCUGCGCCAUUGCCAAUGCUUACUGCGCCCUGGAGGCUGGUGCCACCCACAUCGAUACCUCCGUCAUUGGUAUCGGUGAGCGCAACGGUAUCACCCCCCUGGGUGGUCUGAUGGCCCGUAUGAUCGUCGCCGACCCCGAGUACGUCAAGGGCAAGUACAAGCUUGAGAAGCUCAAGGAGAUCGAGGAUCUCGUCGCCGAGGCCGUCCAGGUCAACAUCCCCUUCAACAACUACAUCACCGGUUUCUGCGCCUUCACCCACAAGGCCGGUAUCCACGCCAAGGCCAUCCUGAACAACCCCAGCACCUACGAGAUCAUUAACCCCGCCGACUUCGGCAUGACGAGAUACGUCCACUUUGCCUCGCGCCUGACGGGCUGGAACGCCAUCAAGUCGCGUGCCCAGCAGCUCAACAUCGAGAUGACAGACGCCCAGUACAAGGAGUGUACCGCCAAGAUCAAGGCUCUUGCCGACAUCCGCCCCAUCGCCGUCGACGACGCCGACAGCAUCAUCCGCGCCUACCACCGCAACAUCAAGCUUGGUGAGAACAAGCCCCUUCUGGACCUCACUGCCGACGAGCAGGCUCAAUUCGCCGCCAAGGAGAAGGAGCUGGCUCUGGAGGCUCAAUAAAACAGUGGCGGUACUGUAUACACACCCCGUCACCUUUCUUCUUCUUCUUCUUCUUCAUUGAACUUCUUUCUUUUGUUCCGCAUGUUAUUAGAAAUGGCCGUGUCUCGCUUCGGCAGGCCAUUCAAUGACCGUCAGUCAAAAGACAACGUCCGGUCUUCGACGACUUCGUGUUUUUAUGUACUUGGGAUAUCUCAUGGCUUGGGGGAUUUGAAAAGUUGUCACCUUUUUUUCCCUUACAAAAAAAGAGACUUGGUGUUUGGAGAGAGUUGGGACUCUCAGCUUGUAUAUAACAGCUUUACUAAACCGAUGAAAAAGAAUCAAAACAGCUGAUAAUUUCUUACCUUCA